This is a messenger RNA of Thermothielavioides terrestris NRRL 8126, 1489 nucleotides long. RefSeq lists its product as uncharacterized. Gene Ontology annotation, biological process: ribosomal large subunit assembly. The record is from RefSeq and is a predicted model, not a curated record. Gene Ontology annotation, cellular component: nucleolus. The transcript is spliced from 4 exons. Bases 68 to 1237 code for a protein of 389 amino acids. NCBI's taxonomy places the organism in Eukaryota, Fungi, Ascomycota, Sordariomycetes, Sordariales, Chaetomiaceae. Gene Ontology annotation, molecular function: protein binding.
GCGCUGACUGGCCUUGCCCGCUCAUGGACGACCAAAGCCGGCAUACAAGGUACUUAAAGGCCCGAACAUGGCAACAACACUACCGCCGCCGUCGAAGCGGGUAAGGAGAGAAGAAAUUGAGCGCACGCAGACGCAACAGGAUGUCGCCCCGCUUCUGGCCCGCGACCGCGGGUCGUUCAAGGCCCACUUCGUCGACAGCGACGGCAACGAGAUGGCCGGCGUGGUCGAUAUCAACUUUGCCGAUGCUACCGAGAAGAACGUUUCGGCACUGCUCAACCAAAUGCUAGGGAGGGACCGCGAAGACUUCACACCAUACCGUUUCCGCAUCCACAUCCCGGGAAAGGACGUGAUCGUAGAUCAGUACCCCUCCGACUUGCUUGAAUUGCUACAAAAACACGGUGUCACGAACCCCUCCGAGACCACAAUCACCUUUAGCGCCGAACCGCAAGCCGUCUUCAAGGUCCACGCCGUCACGCGCCUGGCGCACCGCAUCCCCGGCCACGGGCAGCCGAUUCUUGCCUGUCAGUUCUCCCCGGUGUCGUCCAGCCGUCUGGCGACCGGGAGCGGCGACAACACGGCGCGCAUCUGGGAUACCGACUCGGGCACGCCGAAGCACACACUGAAAGGGCACACUGGUUGGGUCCUGGGGGUGAAUUGGAGUCCCGACGGCAAGUACCUGGCUACUUGCUCCAUGGACAAAACGGUCCGGAUAUGGGACCCCGAGACUGGGAAGCAAUUUGGACAGGAUUUUAAGGGCCACGCCAAGUGGGUGUUGGCCGUGGCGUGGGAGCCCUAUCAUCUCUGGCGAGAUGGGACCGCCCGCCUGGCAAGUGCGAGCAAGGAUGGCACAUGUCGGAUAUGGAUUGUCAACUCGGGACGGACGGAGCACGUCCUGAGCGGCCACAAGGGCUCCGUGAGCUGUGUAAGAUGGGGCGGCACAGGCAUGAUUUACACAGGGUCCCACGACAAGAGCAUUCGAGUCUGGGACGCCGUCAAGGGAACGCUGAUGCACAGCUUCACCGCCCACGGCCACUGGAUUAACCAUAUCGCCCUCUCGAGCGACCAUGCUCUCCGCACCGCGUACUUCGACCAGGUCAGCGACGUUCCAGACACCGAAGAAGGCAAACGCGCAAAGGCGAAGGAGCGGUUUGAGAAGGCGGCUCGAAUCCAAGGCAAGGUAGCCGAGCGAUUGGUCUCUGCGAGUAAGCUUCCUUGUCACGUUUCUGUUACGUCCUAGGCUGUCUCCGGCACGGUCUAACAAGUGCUCCUCCAGGUGAUGACUUCACCAUGUACUUAUGGGAUCCGGUUAACAACGGCAGUAAGCCCGUUGCCAGACUACUGGGCCACCAGAACAAGGUGAACCAGGUGCAGUUCUCCCCCGACGGGACCCUGAUUGCCAGCGCGGGGUGGGACAACAGCACGGUUAGCCCCGCCAACGAUCCCCAACUUGUAGCACCAACCCGAGCAGCUGACACGGAAUGCAAUGCAG